AUGGCUUUCCGACCAUCGGAUGAGGCCAUCAUGGGGCUUUAUACGUGGACACCGACAGGUGACAGCCCUAGCAGUGAUGGAGCAGAGCCCAGUAAAGCUAUUGACAUCAUCGCUGUUCAAGGCCUCGGCGCCAGUCCGUAUUAUACCUGGAUCAAGAAGGUCCCAAAGGCUGGUGGUGGGGUUGAGGAAGUGAUGUGGCUACGAGACUUGCUCCCCGGGUUCGUGCCAAAUGCGCGGAUCGCCACCUUCAGCUAUAGAUCGGACUGGUACUCUUUUAGGAAGGGGGCCAAGAAGACCAGUAUUCGCGAAUUGGGAGAACAAUUGCUCAUGGCCUUACACCAAGAUCGACAGAAAAUCAAGGCAUCUCGGCGACCGAUCGUAUUCAUUGGGCAUAGCAUGGGUGGGCUGGUCAUCGAACAGGCUCUCGUGCAUGCCAGCAAUCGAUCCGAGUGCGAAGAUAUCAGGAACUCGACUACUGGUGUCGUUCUCCUGGGGACGCCUCAUGAAGGGACUCCUGUUGCAGCAAUCGGAAAGUUCUUCGCCAAGGUCAGAUUCAAUGACUCUAAGCUACUGGAGCAAUUGCAGCCAAAGGAAGAACAGGUGUAUAAUCUAAUGCAUGAUUUCGCUUCUGGAUAUAAGCACCUGAGCAUCAUGUGCUUCUACGAAAAGCUAGACAACAGUUACCUAGAUGGAUGGUUUAAUGUCCCCAUUGUUGACAAACGUUCAGCAGUGCAAGUGGGAAGGGGGAUGAUGUACUUGAUAGCAGAUCACUCUGGCCUGAACAAAUUCUCCGGAGUCGACGAUCCCAACUUCAAGUCCGUUUGUGACGCCAUCACUGGAAUGGUCAACAAGGCUUCUGAGCGCGAAGUUCCGCGGCUCCAUGAUCACCAAUUCAUGGUCUCCAGGCGAUCAAAUCCGCUGUUUACUGGGCGGAAAAGCGAGCUCGACAAAAUGAGAAAAGCUCUGUGUCCCUCGACCCCAAAGGAGAAGCAAAGUACCGAGGCAAACGUAUACGUCCUCUAUGGCAUGGGUGGCGCAGGGAAGAGCGAAGUGGCCCUGAAGUUUGCUUACGACCAUCGCCCACAAUUCUGGGGCAUCUUUUGGGUAGACGCAAGAAGCGAAUCUUCUAUCGCGACUGGCUUUGUGGAUGUCGCUCGGCGAUGUGGUCUUGCUGAGAGCAUCAACAGUGCAGUUUCUUGGCUUCAAGAUACGUCACAUUCGUGGUUACUUAUCCUAGAUAACGCCGACAACCCAAAUCUCGAUUUGUCUCCUUACCUUCCCGCCGGAACAAAGGGAAACAUAAUAAUUACUUCACGCGUCGUUGAGUGUGCGCAACGGUACAACAAUGCUGGAAAGGACUUAUACGAGCGAUUGGACAAAGAAACUGCUGUGGAGCUCCUCUUCAAGUCAUGUAAUAUUGAUUUGGUUUCACGGAGUGAACAUGAAGACCAUGCGCAUGCUAUUGUGGACCUCCUGGGCUGUCAUGCCCUUGCUGUAACUCAAGCUGGAGCAAGUAUCUCGCAGGGAGUUUGCAAGCUUGAAGAAUACAGAUCAAGGUUUGUGAACGAACGGGGUGUGCUUUUGCAGUACUUGCCCGAAACGAAGUCCGAAUAUGGUGACGUCUAUGCUACUUUCGAGGUUUCCGCAAGAUACCUUGAGGGAUGCAGCGAUGAAGUCGCAAAGGACGCACUCCAGUUGCUCAACUUCCAUGCAUUCAUGCACUUUUCGGACUUUCCGGAGGAAGCCUUCGAAGAGGCGUGGAAGAACUCAAAGGAUGAGACUUUGAUCUUUCCUCAUCUACGGCGGAGUGACGAGAAGAUGAUAUACAAGCUUGGUCAAUGGCAUCGGUCUAAUCUCCCAGCGUUCAUGCGGCAAACCCUCUAUAACAAGGAUCUUGAUAUGAUAUCCCUCCGGAAAGCCCGAGCAAAGCUCGCAUCCCUUUCUCUCAUCAACAUCGACACAGCUACAGGCAUGACAAGGAUUCACCCUGUCACUCAUGCGUGGUCUAGAGAUCGAUUGGUAGACCCCGGAUCCGCAGAUGCUUGGCUCAACGCUCUUGCCAUGCUUUCUCUGUCAUUCCAAAAUUUGGCUGAAGAUCAGCCGUUGGCGCAACCACUCCAACCUCAUCUAGAGUCAAUGGCAAAGCGUCCAACAUACUAUGAUGAUUACAAAGACACCUUCAGUUUUCAACAAUCUUUCUAUCGCCUCGCGUCUAUUCUAUACUACUCACGCAGUGACUCAGCUGCCUAUGAAAUGCUUCAACUCAUUCCCAUAAAGGCUGACGACGCGUGGAUUGUGACUAGUCAUGGUCAGGCCAUUCAACUUCUUCAAGCUCAAAUUUUGACACAUCUUGGGGGCUAUGAGAGAGCAAAAGUGCUUCUAGAACGAGUUAUCGAAGCUCAAGCAGAAAAUUUAGAAGCCAAGAACGAGUUUCGGCUUGCUGCUCAAGGAAACCUUGCUCGAAUCUACCAGAUUACUAAGCAAACAGCUGAAGCUGUCAAAAUCUUCAGACGAAUUGUCGAAAUCAAGACGAGCACCUCGGGCGACGUUGAAAAUCGCUCUCUCCUAGGCUCACAGUACGCGCUUGGUGUAGCAUACUCCUUGAACGGAGAUCUAGGGGAUGCAAGAACAAUCUUGGAGCACGUGGUACAAGUAGAAACAAAAAUUUCAAAAUCAGAAUCUACGUCUCGGUUGGCUUCAGAAUCCCAACUUGCUCGAGUGUAUCUAAGACUGGGAGAUAGGGUUGAAGCCACAAGGAUGUCUAAACAAGUAGCGCAAAUUCGAUCGGAAAUCCUAAGGCCGGGGAACCCAGAUCGUCUGCGCUCUGAAUACAUGCUUGCUUGCUGCUACUACGAAUCGGGCAAAUACGAAGAAGCCAUGAGAAUCAUUAAACAAGUAGCGCAAACUCAAUCGAUAAUCCUAAAGCCGGAUAAUCCAAGUCGUCUGCGCUCUGAACACAUGCUUGCUUGCUGCUACUGCGAAUUGGGCAAAUACGAAGAAGCCAUGAGAAUCAUUAAACAAGUAGCGCAAACUCAAUCGAUAAUCCUAAAGCCGGAUGAUCCAAUUCGUCUGCAUUCUGAAUCCAUGCUUGCUAACUGCUACUACGAAUUGGGCAAAUACGAAGAAGCCAUGAGAAUCGUUAAACAAGUAGCGCAAACUCAAUCGAAAAUCCUAAAGCCGGAUGAUCCAAUUCGUCUGCAUUCUGAAUGCAUACUUGCUAACUGCUACUACAAAUCGGACAAAUACGAAGAAGCCAUGAGAAUCAUUAAACAAGUAGCGCAAACUCAAUCGAUAAUCCUAAAGCCGGAUAAUCCAAGUCGUCUGCGCUCUGAACACAUGCUUGGUCGCUGCUACCGCGAAUUGGGCAAAUACGAAGAAUCUCUUCGGCUUGCAAGAUCCAUCGAACAUCUUGUACGCAACAUUCCACGGGAGCCGCUCGCUGAUUGGAAUACCGCACUCAUCCACGUCUGUCUUGAAGGGAUUAAAUUGGAGCAAACAUCAGACGGAGAUGAGGGUUGGGCGGAGAGCCAAAAAGAGACUGAGGAUGGAGCCCAGAACGAGGACCGAGAUGAGAUCGAGGACGAGCAUGACGACAAAGUCGAGGAUGGAGCCCAGAACGAGGACCGAGAUGAGAUCGAGGACGAGCAUGACGACAAAGUCGAGGAUGGCAAGGAUGAUGGUGACAAGCGUGAGCUGGGAGGGCCAGCCUGGAGGAGAUAUCCUAGGUGUAUAGUCAACUUGAUGAUGAGGUCUAGAGACCGAAUGAGUUGCACUAGCUGA
Letharia columbiana is the source of this 3780-nucleotide messenger RNA. RefSeq lists its product as uncharacterized. Gene Ontology annotation, molecular function: identical protein binding. The record is from RefSeq and is a predicted model, not a curated record. Lineage: Eukaryota; Fungi; Ascomycota; Lecanoromycetes; Lecanorales; Parmeliaceae. The transcript is spliced from 5 exons. The coding region runs from base 1 to 3780 and encodes 1259 amino acids.